Molecule: messenger RNA, 3435 nt
Organism: Closterium sp. NIES-65
Lineage: Eukaryota; Viridiplantae; Streptophyta; Zygnematophyceae; Desmidiales; Closteriaceae
Source: the annotation of a GenBank genome assembly
AUGACCGCCGUUCGCAUCGUCAUCGUUCGCCCCCUCACCGUUCAUCUCGCCAGCGGUCGCCUGCCCGCCAGACGUCUGGGCGUCGGCCCCCAGCUCCGCGUUGGCCCCCUCCUACAAAGCACCAACGGCUCUACUCCCCUCGUCGCGGGGAUCGUUUUCCUGGCCGCCAGCGUCAGCAGGGCCCAUCUCGCCCGCAGUCGCCUGUGCGCUCGAGCGCAAGUGGGCGUGCGCGUCGUGGGCAACGGGGGGGUGACAGUCGCGGCGGAAAAGCGCGUCCAGCGCCGUCCGCAAUGGAGCGCCGCCUUCUGGAUAGGCUUGAUGACGUGGAGAAGGAGCUUCGUCGCUCGCGUGCGGGAGCGGCCGCUGCCUGCGGGGAUGGGCUUCGUAGGUGCUGGUGGCGGGCCGCCGUGGGCUCAGUUUGCUCCGCUGCGUCCUCUUCCUGCUCCGCGUGAUCUCGCCUUGUCGUCUCACCGUGCCCGCGCGUCUGCGUUACUUCCGCCGAUGAAGGAAGUUCCCACGGCGACCCUGGCCCGCCUAUGGUCGCUGGCGGCGUCCCUGCAGAGCCUUGAGCGGACUCUCGAGGAGUCAUUUGACUCCAUGCCGAAACAGCUCCCUUUCUCCCUUCCAUCCUGCCGCCACUCAUCCCCCCUUCCAUCACGUCUCCCUCACUCCAACCUCGCCUUCCUUUCAUCCAUCCCACCUCUCUCGUGCCCCCACCUCUCUCGUGCCCCCACCUCUCUCGUGCCCCCACCUCUCUCGUGCCCCCACUCCGUCCGUGCACCCCCAGCGCCCUUCCCCGGCCCCUACCGGCUGUCGCUGCAUCUGCUCUUCUCCAACGCGUGCCAGACGCGCACUGCUCUCAGCAAGGCCUACAACCAGGGCUUCCAAAAGUGGGUCUUUUGUGCUGAGAAACCCUCUCACCCCGUCAUCUUUCCCCACCCACGCACUGCCUGCCAUCACACCACUGCUUGCCCGUGCAUGCACCACCCGCCGUCACUCCGUGCAUGCACCACCCGCCGUCACUCCGUGCAUGCACCACCCGCCGUCACUCCGUGCAUGCACCAACCGCCGUCACUCCGUGCAUGCACCAACCGCCGUCACUCCGUGCAUGCACCAACCGCCGUCACUCCAUGCAUGCACCAACCGCCGUCACUCCGUGCAUGCACCACCCGCCGUCACUCCGUGCACGCACCACCCACUGCCACUCUGUGCAGCUAUCACCUGGUGGCCCUCCGCAAGCUGCAAGUCACCAGCCCCCAGCCGUACUUCCCAGACGCGCUCAGAGAGGGCCUCCCCUGGUGCACGCCUGCCCUGCUGCGCUCCUCCGGCAACGAGGGCUACUGGAAGGACCAGCAGUGGCGCCCCCACGCGUGCCGCCUCAAGUCCGUUCAGCCCGCCGGUGUGCUCCGUUGCUUCCACCGCAAGCAACGCGUGCUGCUCAUGGAUCUUCCUUCACAUGUAAUGCCAUGUGGUGCCUGUGCUGUUCUGUGCACCCGCUCCUUUGUCACGCCCUCCUUUGUCACGCCCUCCUUUGUCAUGCCCUCCUUUGUCACGCCCUCCUUUGUCACGCCCUCCUUUGUCACGCCCUCCUUUGUCACGCCCUCCUUUGUCACGCCCUCCUUUGUCACGCCCUCCUUUGUCACGCCCUCCUUUGUCACGCCCUCCUUUGUCACGCCCUCCUUUGUCACGCCCUCCUUUGUCACGCCCUCCUUCGUCAUGCCCUCCUUUGUCACACCCUCCUUCGUCACGCCCUCCUUUGUCACGCCCUCCUUUGUCACGCCCUCCUUCGUCACGCCCUCCUUUGUCACGCCCUCCUUUGUCACGCCCUCCUUUGUCACGCCCUCCUUUGUCAUGCCCUCCUUUGUCACGCCCUCCUUUGUCACGCCCUCCUUUGUCACGCCCUCCUUUGUCACGCCCUCCUUUGUCACCCCCCCCUCCUACGGCAGGCGACUCAGAGAUGCGCUACCUCUUUGGCUUCCUCCAGGUCUUCCUUCACUCACACUCGCGCGCGGCCUUUGUGGAGUCCGAGAAGGCCAACAUGCAGGCAAGCAAGCCAGCCCCGUGUGUGGAGCCCCUUCGACGGCAGCAUGGGUUUCAUGGGUUUCAUGGGUUUCCCCAGGUGUGGGUGUGAAGCCCCUUGAAUGGCAGCGCGGGGAGUGGGUUUCGAUAACGGAUUGCGCAUCUCUCUGUCUGCCUGUCUGCCCAUGUGCUGCCUGCCGCAUCUGCCCUGUCCCUGCACAGGGCGUGCACGGGUUCCAUGGCUUUCCUCAGGUGUGGAGCCCCUUCGACGAGAGCGUGGGGAGUGGAUCGGAGAAGGUGCUGCGCAUGCGUGUGAGCAGAACCGACUACACGACCUUCUACUAUGGCUCGCUCUAUGACGGCUUCGUGCGCACCAGGUGGGGCUGGCACGAGGUGGGGCUGGCACGAGGUGAGUCGUGGCACGAGGUGAAGCUGGCACGAGGUGAGGCUGGCACGAGGUUCAACAUUACCAGGGACGGCCGGGCGUUUGAGUUCAAUCUAACAUACGUGGCACAGAUGGGGGCGGUGCAGGAGGUGCUGCCAGCGUGGAUGUUCAACACCAGCCUCCUGGGAGACGAUGUGCUGAGCCGCCCGGACACUCCCUUCCGACUCGUUGCCUUUGGCGCCUCCCUGCACGAUCUCACCACACUCAACUCCACACUGGACUACCGACGAACCGCAACCGUACAUCCGCUCCCAGCCUCGCACCUGCUGCUCUCUCGUGUGUGCGUGCGUGCUGCCCGACGCCUCUUCCUCUCCUUGCCCUCUCAUGUGCUCUGUGCUGUGCGCCCCAUGAUCCUCUCCUUGCCCUCUCAUGUGCUCUGUGCUGUGCGCCCCAUGAUCCUCUCCUUGCCCUCUCAUGUGCUCUGUGCUGUGCGCCCCAUGAUCCUCUCCUUGCCCUCUCAUGUGCUCUGUGCUGUGCGCCCCAUGAUCCUCUCCUUGCCCUCUCAUGUGCUCUGUGCUGUGCGCCCCAUGAUCCUCUCCUUGCCCUCUCAUGUGCUCUGUGCUGUGCGCCCCAUGAUCCUCUCCUUGCCCUCUCAUGUGCUCUGUGCUGUGCGCCCCAUGAUCCUCUCCUUGCCCUCUCAUGUGCUCUGUGCUGUGCGCCCCAUGAUCCUCUCCUUGCCCUCUCAUGUGCUCUGUGCUGUGCGCCCCAUGAUCCUCUCCUUGCCCUCUCAUGUGCUCUGUGCUGUGCGCCCCAUGAUCCUCUCCUUGCCCUCUCAUGUGCUCUCCUCGCACCUGCUGCCCAGCCUGCGCCGUCGCUUGCAGGACGCGCGGCAGGUGACCUUCUUUGGUCCGUGGGCAGCCAGAGAGGACAUCAAGCCGCGCUGGGUGAUCAACAAAAGCAACAACGUGCGCGGCAUAGCCUUCGAGGAGGAAGCUUCCAGGUCGGUGGCACUUCAGGGAAAGUUUUCGUAA